Procambarus clarkii (red swamp crayfish) is the source of this 2139-nucleotide messenger RNA. The record is from RefSeq and is a predicted model, not a curated record. Lineage: Eukaryota; Metazoa; Arthropoda; Malacostraca; Decapoda; Cambaridae.
CCAAGAGCGUGCUGGUGAGCCUAGAGGAGCCAGCCAACCGUCAUGGAGGGAACUGCCACAGCGGUGAAGACGGUGGAGGAGGUGGGGGCGACCCUGCAGGACUCCCGAGGACCCUCACAGGAGCUGGCCGCCCCAAGGGAAGCCAUCACCUUCACUAGCCUCGUCCCCCACACACAACCCGCCGACGUUAAGCCCGGCAACCACCCUUAUAGCGCGGUGGACGUCGGCGGCUGGCGGGAAAGGUUGGUGAGGACGACGUCGCCGCUGCAGACGGUGGAGGAGGCGCGGACGGGGGAGUUGACGCCCUUCCGAUGGCACACCCACCACCUGGACCGUCAUCACCAGGCCGACGCCCUCCUCGAGUACUCCGACAGGUUGCGAAACAAGAGCCGCCAGACGGAGAGGUACACGGAGGAGCGGACCCACACAGCGCAGGACUCGGUCACCAAGGGCCUGGAUGAGCGCCUGGGCUCCACCCUCGAGCACCGCUCCCACCUUCACCACGCCAUCAACGCCACAGUGGAGGAGCUGGCUCUCCAGGACACCAUGAAGACCCGCCUACAGGUGGCGCUGUUCGCUCUGGAGCUGCCGGAGAGGAACACCGAGGAGUGUGUACACAUCCGCAGGUUCCGUCAGGGGGUCGACAGGACUCGUGACCCCGUUACCUUCGCCCUCGACAAGGAGACGGAGAUACUGCGUACUGGCAGAGCUCUCCUGACGCAGACACUGAAGGAGACAGAGGCGCAGAUCGGCCGCCUGCUGGAGGUGAAGCGCCUGCUGGAGCACGACUGGUCCGACAAGCAGGAAGCCUUCCAGCUGGACCACUCCGCUGCCAAGCUCGUCAACCAAGCCAUCCAGGCGCAGUUUAAGCCAGUGUCGGCGGCCCUGCACGAGGGCACGUCGGGCCCUGAUACCUGGAGCAGCCGUACCCAGCACCACCUCCAGGUCUCCGGCAGGGAGAUCACCUCAGGUACUCAGCUCAGGGGCGCCGCCAGCCAGGCGCUGCAGGACGUGGCUCGGGACGUGGAGGCCGCUGCCGAGGCCUCGGACGUGGCCCUCAACACUCGCAUAAGGGAACUGGAGGAUGCUAAGUCCAAGCUUGUUGAUAAGGACGCCAUGUUGCGGAAGGAAAUAGGAGAGGAGGAGGUGAGUCUGGGGUCGUUGCGGCAGGCACUGCAGGACAAGGAAUCCCCCCUUCAGGUGGCGCAGAGUAGACACUGGACCCGCUCCUUCAGGCCCGGCGCUGACCGCUGCCUCGACCACCCUCACUAUAGACUGAAGGACGAGUUGGAGGAGCUGCCUCAAAGCAUCGAGGCGCUGCGAGAGCGUCUGAGGGCCAGCGAGGAUACUCUGGAGGACCUUCAUCGCCUCCACGAGGACUUCGCCAAGGACAUCCUCAACAGGGAACACACCCUCAGUCUAGAGCGUCGCUGUGUCACCGUCAGGAGCCUAAAGCAGACCCAGGAGAAGCUCCUGGGUCUGUGAAUAUGUAUUCACCUAGUUGUACUUCCACUAUUUGGUCCCGCCUCUCAACUAUCAAUCAACUGGUGUACAGGUUUUUGAGCCUACUGGGCUCUAUCUUAUUUACAUUUGAAACUGUAUGGUGUCUGACUUCACCACAUCAAUUCCUCAUGCAUUCCAUUUUUUAACUACUCUGACACUGAAAACAAUAAUUUAUAAUGUCUCUGUGGCUCAUUUGGUUACUAUGUUUCCACCUGUAUCCCCUAGUCUGUGUUCCACCCACGCUAAGUUGUUUGCCUUUGUCCACCCUGUUAAUUUCUCUGAGAAUUUUGAAGGAGGUAAUCAUGUCUCCCCUAACUCUUUCUGUCUUCCAGUGGUGUGAGGUUUAGUUUCUGUAGCCUUUCCUCGUAACUCAUACCUCUCAGUGUGUGUGUACUCACCUAACUGUACUCACUUAAGUGUGAUUGCAGGGACUGAACUUCGGCUCUUUGGUCCCGCCUCUCAACUAUCAAUCAAUUGGUGUGUGUGUGUGUGUGUGAUGUGUGCGUAGUCACCUACUUUUACUCAUUUUUACUGGCGGCUUGUCAAAGGCCCCCUGAUCUUUGCACGAAUGCCCCCUUCACGGCUUUACGUGAAUGUAAAAAGACCAAUUCUAUGUAAUCUCACCAAGCCAUUGUA